CCUACAGACGAGUGAGGAUGUGCGAGCUCCGAGUUCCUGCGAAAUUUCGUUCUACGUUUUCAAUAGUGCAAUAGCAUAAUAAAAAUCUUGGAAAAAGUGUCAGUGAAGGUUUCGUUUGUACAUGGCGAACGACGUAAUGCAGGAUAAGUAAAGAUGUGAACGUGCCAUGAAGCGUCGAGCUGAGGAAAUUUCAAGUGUGGGCCAAUGUGACCCUCAGUCUUCCACUGAUCACUACCCAUCCCAUGCUCAACAACAACACUUCAGUGUUGCAGACCACCAACAUAUUAGUGUGACAUCUUCACCUCAUCACAAUGCCAUUCCAUUGUCAUCCUCAUCUUCUUCGCAGGUUUUGUUUGGUUCCCAUUUUUCUGACUCUUCAUCUAGUAAUGCUAUAUCAUCAUCUGCUAGUGUUACAUAUACUCAUGUAAACAACCCUGCUUUCUGCAGUCGCACCCACACACCUCACCCUAACGUUGCACAUCAUUCUCUUAUUAACAUCCCAUCUACAAACUCUAGCAAUUCCCUCAAUUAUGGCCUUGGACCCUCAAGACUCUCUGGCUCUACUCUGACUUCUGGUAGCACUGUUGUUAUACCUGAAGGAAUACCUGUUUCUCUGUCCAACAACCGACCCACUACUCUGGGUGUUGUCUCGUCAAACAACCAGACUGUUGCAGCCGUGCUAAGUGGUGGUGUUGGGCGAUCAUUGCAGACGCUCUCGUCUACACCACCACAGUUCGUGGCCAUCAGUAGUGCUCCUGGUGGGCUGUCUGAAGCUUCACUAAUGCAAGAACUACAACCAUUCACAAAUUCUAUCUCAGUUAACAGCAAACUGGAGAUGCCUCACCAGAUCACGCCAUACUCGCCCUCCCUCAGUGCAGCAUCUGUCUCCCAGGUUGGUGGAGGCAUGACAGGCCUGGGUGGUGGCAGCGUGGUGCUUGCCAGUGGAGUAUCAGGAGGUGGACCGGCAACUCUGUCAGCUCCCUUACAUCACCACCAUCAUCACCAUCCACAGCAGUUGCCACAGCAGCAGGCUGUCCCAAUCAGCGUCUCUGCUGUGGCUGCCGCUGUGCCAGUGUCCAACAAUCUGCAGCAGCCUCCUGGCGGGCAGUUCCAAAGAUUAAAAGUUGAAGAUGCAUUGUCCUAUCUCGAUCAGGUGAAGCUACGUUUCGGCAAGCAGCCUCACGUCUACAACGAUUUUCUUGACAUCAUGAAGGAAUUCAAGUCUCAGAGCAUUGACACGCCGGGCGUGAUUGCUCGAGUCUCGCAACUUUUUCGCGGUCACCCCGAACUAAUUGUGGGCUUCAAUACUUUCCUGCCUCCUGGCUACAAGAUAGAAGUCAGUACCACCAUACCCGGCCAGCAUACCACUGUGGUGCACACUCCUCAGGGUACCCAGCAGCACUUCACUUCCACUCCUGUCAUGAUACAGCAGCAACAAUCUCUUCCUCCUCAAAUCCAGCAGCAGAAUGUUCAGGCGCAGCAUCCUCCACAGCAACAAACUCUGCACCUUCAGCACCAGUCUACGGCAAUACCUGUCGUAUCACAGUCGUCGCUUGCUCAGCCAUCUUUGCAAUCCAUCACGCAUCAGCUCCAGCCAGCUCCUGCUCUCCAAGCCGCGCAAAAUGUCACCAUGAAAACGCCCGCAAUUUCUCUCAUACAUCCUCUUCAGCGAGGUUCGGUACUCGGUAUUGCCGGCAGCCUAUCCAUGAGCAACAACUCCACUGCCGCUGCUGAUGUGGUGAGCAGCAGUGCAACCUCCAUACUUGACCGACAAGCUCCCGAUGCCAGUCUGACCCAGCAAACAACAUCCAUGCUACUAUCACGUCAGCAGCAACAAGGAUCUCCGCCUUCAGUGUCCAUUCAGCUGCCCUGCAAUUCAGCUUCUUCCCAACUAAUGGCGACGGGGCAUCAAGGUAGCCAAGUGUCACUGCUAAACUGUUCAUCUCUUGGAGCUGCUCAACAGCCGCAGCAAUCCUCCAACAAUCUGUUGUCAACCAACACAGCACCUGUGAACAAUCAGCUUCGUGACGCCCACUGCCAGCCUGGCAUGAGUGCCGCCGCUGCGGCUGCUAUCAAUGCUGGUCUACACCAUCAUCAGCCGGCAUCACAACCUGUCGAGUUCAACCAUGCUAUCAACUACGUCAACAAAAUUAAGCUCCGCUUCCAACUUCAGCCCGACAUCUACAAGCAGUUCUUGGAGAUCUUGCACACCUACCAGAAGGAACAGCGCAGCAUGAAGGAAGGCAGUGCUUUGCAACCUCGCCCUGGAACUCUUACUGAGAAGGAGGUGUACGAAAAGGUGGCAAAGCUUUUCGAGAAUCAAGAAGACUUGCUGCAAGAGUUCAGUCAAUUCUUGCCUGACGCGACCAAUAGUACUGUGGCUCAGGCUGCUGUGUCGGAGUAUUACUUGGACCAGUGUUCCCGGGGCGGCCCUCUCCUGCCUCCUGGCAAAGGAACCGUGCUAGAUCACUUACCGUGCGGAGGUGGUGGCAAGAAGAACUCGAUGCUCGGCUGCUUGUCAGGCAGCGUCGUGGGCAUCAAGUCGCCCCUGGGCAACAGCGGCGGCACCAGCCCCGUCUCCAUCGCAAGCAGCCUCGCUGUCGGCGCCUCUUCUCCCAUCCUUUCCAAUAUGACGUCCAAAAACCUCACGUCUCCACAGCAACAUUCUCCGGCGCAAAUGGCGCCCAUGGGAAGCUCAGGUCACCUGUACAACAACAGCAGCGGCGGCAGUAGUCAUCUGAAGAGGAGCAACAACGCAAGCCAUGCCCAUCAGCCACCGGGCAAACGCAUUAAACUGUCCUAUCUCAAAGACGUGAGUGCCGCAGAUGCAGGAAAAUACGCCACUCUCGCCGAGUACGACUUCUUUGACAAGGUACGCAAAGCCAUACGACACGAGGAGACCUACAACAACUUCUUGCGGUGUAUCACGCUCUUCAAUGAAGAGGUUGUCAGUCGUACUGAGCUCAUCCAGCUCGUGCAGCCUUUCCUCAACAAGUUUAGCGAUCUCUUCAAGUGGUUCAAGGAUUUCGUUAGUGGCACUGACGCUGAGAACAUGAACAACUCCGACGUUAUUCCAUCCAACGUAGCAAAACCUGAACGCCUUGCAGGCGACUACUCUGGAGAAAUAGAUUACAGCACAUUACGGCGGAUAGGCGCCUCCUACUGCGCCUUGCCCGACGAGUGGCCGCAGGAAAAGUGCAGCGGCAGGAGCAAAAUGUGCCGAGACGUCCUGAACGACGUCUGGGUCUCCUUCCCGUCCUGGUCAGAGGAUGCCACUUUCGUCAGCUCCCGGAAGACGACUUUUGAGGAGUACAUAUAUAGAUGCGAAGACGAGCGCUUUGAGCUUGACGUGGUGCUGGAGACGAACCUAGCGACGAUGCGCGUGCUGGAGGGCGUGCAGCGCAAGCUGAACCGCAUGAGCGCUGAGAGCGCCGCAAGGUUCACGCUAGACGACUGCCUGGGCGGCUCGUCGCCCACCAUCCACCAGCGCGCUAUACGCAGGAUUUACGGCGAUAAAGCGCCCGAUAUCAUUGAUGGGCUCAAGAAAAACCCCAUUGUUGCUGUACCACUCGUGCUCAGAAGAUUAAAACUCAAGGAUGAAGAAUGGAGAGAAGCCCAGAAAAAUUUUAAUAAAGUGUGGCGGGAGCAAAACGAAAAGUAUUAUUACAAGUCCUUGGACCAUCAAGGCAUCAACUUUAAGCAGAACGACGUAAAGAUGUUACGCUCCAAGAUCCUACUGAACGACAUCGAGAACUUAUUCGAUGAGCGCCACGACCAAGCUGAGGACGGUGAGGUAGCCACCGGUCCGCACAUCACGCUUCAGUACCCGCCUGAGAAGUUCAUCUUGGACGACGCGUCUAACCUGAUCAUCCACCACGUGCGCCGCCAGACCGCCGUCCACAAGGAAUACAAGGCUAAGAUAAAGCAGCUCGUGCGUCACUUCAUUCCUGACCUGCUCUUCCAUACUCGGCAGGAGCUUUCUGACGACGAAAAUAAUCUGGAAGACGAAGAUGAGGAUGAAGACAUGGAGGAUAAGACAGAAGAUCCUCCCACCAGUGACGACAAGUCAGCUGAUCGUCCAGCCAAAGACCGCGAGUGCAAGCAAGGCAGUGACAGUAACUCUGGCCACGCCACCAAAAGGAAAACUCGCAGCAAUAAAAAUUGUUCAGAAAUUUCAGAGAACCCAUCCAAAGGCCUGGAUGACAGAGGCAAAAAAGAUAACAAUUCUUGUAAUAAUGUCAAGGAUGAAGAUGACAAUUCUGAAGGCAAUGUUGGUGGCGAAGUUAGCGUUAGUAAUAACAACGAUAACAAUAAUAGUUCGCCCAGUAGAGGACAUGGAAACAUCCACAACAACAACAACAACACCAUUCAAGUGAAGGAAGAGAACAUGAAAUGUGUUGGGAGCGGCGGUGUGAACGGCCUUGUUGCUGAUGUCGACAGAGUCAACAUCAAGCUCGAGGAUAUCAAGAAGGAAGAACAUGAUGACGACACGGAGGCUUCUGUUGUUGGAGGAAACUACAAUUCAGGCGAAGAAUAUCGGUUGUUUUUGUGCAACAACAACUGGUAUCUCUUCCUGCGGCUGCACCAGCUGUUGUGUCAGCGCUUGUAUGCCAUCUACUUGCAAGCCAUCCAGCUUGCCAUGCAGGAGAGCAAAGAGAACACGUCCAGAAGUCAGAACACGGCACUCAUGCUUCGUCUCAAGCCAAAGUGUGAAAUUCCGCUAAAAGCGUGCUACCCCGCGGUGCUCGAGAUGGUACGUAACUUGCUGGACGGCCACUUGGACUACAACACGUACGAGGACUCGCUCAGAGAGAUCUUCACCAUACACGCCUACCACGCAUUCACGCUCGAUAAGGUGGUGAGCGGCGCGGUACGACAGCUGCAGCACCUGGUGUGCGACGAGGCGCCGGCGCAGUGCACCAGCGUAUACUUGGCCGAGGGGCGGCGCGGUGGCGCAGGCGGCAGCCUUGCCUCCGCCGACGCCAGGGCGCCACUAGAGCUUCAGUACAUUCGCAACAUGGAGAAGUACCUCGCCGACGAGAACUGCUUCAAGAUAUACUCGUAUAAACGCAGAGGAACCCUCACGAUAGAAUUGCUGGACACUGACAUGGACGACAGCGAAGAGAACGCGAGCGGCACCGGCGGCAACAACGCUGCCUCGUCCGGCGAAGUGGCCACCACCACCACCACCGUCACCACCACGGCCGUGUCCUCCGUUUCUCCCACCGCUGGAGAGAGCAGCACUUGGUGUUCUAGAGGAGCGUCGCCCACGCUGCCCUCGGGUGUGGCCGAGGCGCAGCGGUGGCACGAGUAUGUCGAGAACUAUCUCUCUACAUACACUCUGGACUCGUCUCUGCCGGCGCAUCUGUUCGAGAAAGCCGUCUUCCGGAUGCGCAAUCUUGCCUCCUGGCGCCAGACCCUCAAACGAAGUCAAGAUAGCAGUGAAAGAAGUCCGGCUGUUCACAGGGAAGACAACACUCAGUGCAAGUUCAACCUCUCCAACUUGAAAGCUGUAAUUGUCAUGAACAGUGAUUCAUGCAUGUACAAAAAGCAAGCUCUCUAUAGAGCGAAAAAGUGUCACGGACCGGUGUCUGUGCGAAAGCGGUCUCAGUUCCGACGGUUCCACAACAGUUGGGUGCAGAAAUACGUGACGGACAGUGCAUCUCUCGCUACCCACAACUGGUUUAUGGGGCUCAGCGAUGGACUAAGACCAAAUAAAACCCUGCUGCAUAUCAUCAACAAGCCAUCCUCGCCACCAUUUGGUUCCUACAACCACUACACUUUUACGAUUCUUGAACCUCCUUCCAAGAACGCAAGUGCUUCAUCGUAAUGGGACAUCCCACACCCUUGAGUGUAUUUUGAAGUUCAGUGAAUCGAGUUCAAAUCGUGGUGUCUUCAAGAAGUUCAAUCGGUUAUUUAGAUUACCUAUAUAAACUAGUUAGUAUGUAAGCAGUGAAUCCGUGAAUAGGCAUGCUAGCGAUGUGCGUAUGCUAUUGCCAAGUGUUGUAUAAGUGACGGCCAAGCAUCGCUAUAGGCAGUGAUUUUCAUUAAGUCAAGAGUGUUUAUGCAGAGACAUACGUGUAUUCUUGAAGUAGUGAAUUGUUCUGGACCAUGCAUCACGUAAAGAAGCAAGUUUUAUCAACCAGUAUUCUGUAAAUGUGCGUAGAGGCUAUGAACCCAUUGUGCGAGAGGUUUUUUUUUUAAUCAAACUCAGUGGAAUUUACUGGCACUGUGAUCCAUAUGGACACUAGAACUUCGCGUUGAGGCCAUGCAAUCCAGAUUUUUGUAUUGCCAUAACUAGUAUUUUCAUACGUGUAGUAAUGUAUGGUGCUAAUUUCACUUAGGUACUCUCGCUCUCUUUCUUUCUCUAAGUGGAAGGAGUUAGCUCAGUGUUGUGACUCGUGAACUUACAGUCAAGGGAUAUGCGCUAGUUUCUUCACAAUUCACUAAUGAGAGGUUAAUAUUGAGCUACAUUUCAAACAGUUGCUUUCACAGUGAGUCUUCUUUUAAAUACUAGUUGUUUCGAAGUCUCAUGGACCAUGCAAGUUAUGACAAUUUUUUGUUAGUCGCUGUCUAGAUGUAUAUAUUUUUGUGAAAUGAAGUAGCACUCUUCUCUCGACACUCUUGGUCUAUGCAGCGCUGAGCGCUAUGCCCACGGUUCAAAGUAGUCUUAAGGAUGUUGGUUUAUGUCCCCUAGGGCUGCUGCUGUUCAUCUGUACAUUUUACUUUGGUUCUCAUGCUCCCACAUGACCAUCAUUUCUGUACUCACUAUUACCAUGUAAUUCGUGAUUGCUGCCUAUUGUUAUCACUAUUUGAUGAAUUAAUAUUUUCUCACCUGUGACUUCC
Hyalella azteca is the source of this 6846-nucleotide messenger RNA. RefSeq names its product paired amphipathic helix protein Sin3a (gene Sin3A). NCBI's taxonomy places the organism in Eukaryota, Metazoa, Arthropoda, Malacostraca, Amphipoda, Hyalellidae. The transcript has 26 exons. Gene Ontology annotation, cellular component: chromatin. The record is from RefSeq and is a predicted model, not a curated record. Gene Ontology annotation, molecular function: transcription corepressor activity. Gene Ontology annotation, biological process: negative regulation of transcription by RNA polymerase II. Bases 167 to 5830 code for a protein of 1887 amino acids.